Folsomia candida is the source of this 4348-nucleotide messenger RNA. Its product is annotated as mucin-19. Gene Ontology annotation, molecular function: ATP-dependent H2AZ histone chaperone activity. The record is from RefSeq and is a predicted model, not a curated record. Gene Ontology annotation, biological process: chromatin remodeling; regulation of DNA-templated transcription. Bases 346 to 4017 code for a protein of 1223 amino acids. The transcript has 7 exons. Lineage: Eukaryota; Metazoa; Arthropoda; Collembola; Entomobryomorpha; Isotomidae. Gene Ontology annotation, cellular component: nucleus.
AACUGCGGGCUGUAAAAUAUGCCUAGAUAUCAUCCUUACUAAAAAAUCACUGCCAAAAAAUACUUUCUGCAAUUCCAUCUGCGAUUAUCAAUCUAGUUUUUAUCGAUGUGUCGACAUGUCCAAUUUGCGGCUGUUGUGAGAGCACUCAACCCGAGGUGAACGGCGCCACCCUUAAAUGUUAAAAUCCGGCGAAAAUUAUUAAUUGUUGUUCAAAUUCAAAUCAAAACAACAAUAAAAUAAAUACAGUUAACUAAUAAUAUAAUUAUAAUAGUUCGUGGAGACGAUAGAUAACAACAUAUCUGAUAACGUUACUCUUGAUAAACGGUUUUCAAUUUCAAAAUCAACAUGAGUCUUGCCAGAGGACGAGAACGACGCUCCGGAGCAGGAGCACGAAUGGCUCGGCUUAUCAACGAGGAGGAAGAAGAUGAAUUUUACGCCACAACUUACGGAGGUUUUGAAGAGACUGAGGAUGAUAACGAAUAUAAGCAAGAGAAAGAAGAAGACGAUGUGGUAGAUUCUGACUUUGAUAUUGAUGAGGACGACGAGCGUAUUUCUGACGGAGAUGAUGAAGACAAACCAAAACGUGCAAAACGACUCGUAACCAAAGCUUACAAGGAACCAACGACUAAGAGAUCGGGUCCAAAAAAGAAAGUCGUAACUCAGAAGAAAGUCAAGUUUGAAAAGAGGAAAAGAGAAGAAGUUGACGCUUCCGAGACUGACGAAUCGGAAUCAAAAAGUCCAAAAGGAAAAUCUCCUUCAAAAAAGAAGCGUAAAGUUGUUUAUGAAGAUGAUGACGAUGAUGAUGAUUUUGAUGAUCUUUUUAUACCAAAAAAAGAGAAUGAUGAUGAAGAUAAAUCAGAUGAUUACGAUAAUCUUUUUAUACCAGCACCUUACGAUCCAUCUAGCAAGAAAAAUAAGGCUACAGCGAAGCAAGAGAAGGACAAGUCUCCAGCCAAAAGUGUGGCUGGGACUAGUUUCUCCCCACUCCGGAAAGCUGUCAGAACUUCAACCACUUUGAAAUCUGUGGAGACGAAAAAACGGGUUCAGGAAAGACAAAAGGAAGAAGAUAAAAGGAAAAAACUGUGGAGAGAGAGACAAGUUGACGAGAUAAAGUAUACGCAGGAAGAAUUGUUCCAAGAAGCCAAAAUUACCGAGAAAAUCAACUUGGAAUUUCUAGAAAACUUUAAACGAAUGGAAUUGGAAAAGAAAAAGGCUAAGCCAUUCAAGAAAGGUCCAAUCGUUCCAAUGGUUCGGUACCAUUCCUCACUCAUGAAACGUUACAAGCCAAAGGAGGAAUUUGAAAAUAAGAAUGUGGAAAUGCUCGCAGAUUCCAAACGGAUAAAAAGAAAGGACGAUGUUUAUGAACGAACUUUUGUUUCUUUCAGCCACGUUCCAAUGGCAAAGGAUACAUUUGCUCAAUUUAAAAGAACGAGGAAAAGGAUGCCUCCAAAAUUAUGCACUCUGACCAAGAUUAAAACUCCCUACUUUGAUCCCGUAUUGAGAUCUCCGUAUUACAAUGCUGAUAUUUUCAAAGUAUUGCGAGCCGCCUACAAUCGAAUGAUUUUUUUACGUGGUGAUCGAAGAAACAAAUUUGUGCGUCGAUAUUGUGAAUGGUUGGAGAGGAUGCAUCCUCAGAUCUACAAUAGGGGGAAUUUGGCUACUAACAAGACUCUUGCUGCACAAAUAGGAAGUGCUUCUACUGAACAACAAUCAGAUGACAAUGAUGGUGAAGCAGAAGAAGAAGCAACAACUUCAACUUCAACAGCAGUGGUUAAAGCAAAAGGAGUGACGCCAGCAGAUUCUGAUUCAUCUGACUCAACCCCAUCACCUGAGAAAAAGAAGAAACCUGUGAGCAAAGGAAAUCCCGGAGGUAUCAAAGCCAGCACCCGGACCAAUCUCAGGAAAUCUGCGUCAAACCAGAUUUCAAAUGGUCCGGAUGAGAAGCACAGACCUGCAGGAUCUUCUGCUGCUGGUCACAAGGGGUCAAAGUUUGGUCGUUUACCAGUCAGAUCAACAUACAGGCCACCAGCGAGUAGAGUUCGGCCGUUGCCUAACGUCAUUGUUAAGCCUGUACCAGCUCUUCCUCCCCCAACCGCUGUGAAACAAACUAAACCGCGUGUCAUGGCUAAACCCAAGGUGAAAGUUGCGCAGGUAGCGGCUGCAACCACGGACAGGAAGAUGUUAAUUACUUCUUCUACUCUGGUUACUGCACCUGCUACUGCUUCAACUCCUAAUAUUCAGAUGAAUGCAGGAAUAAAUUCCAACCAGCCUGCCCCCAUUAGAACAUACGGUUCAAAGUCAAAAAUUGUCCCCUUCUUGGCUGAGAACACAAUUUUGGCAAGUGGAGGUGGAGACUUGACACUAUCUUUACCUUCUACUACCACUACUCCUGCCACUCCAACUCCGGUGGAAAUACCAACGCUAUCAGCAGCUGCUACUACAAUUAUUCAACCAAAUUCAACCAUGCCCACGUUGAGUAAUCCCCCGAAACAGGUCGUAUUUAGUGGGAGAAAUAUCGCACGAUCCUUAAUGGUACAGACUCCUGUACAAUCCAUUUUAAGCAACCAGCAGAAUCAGAAAUCAACGCCCAUUCUGAUUAGAAGUUUGAAUCCUACUCAAAUUCAACAAACUCAGUCAGGAGGAGCCGGAGGAACUACUACUGCCGUUAUUCAAACUUCUUCGGGGGGGAUUCAAAUCCCAACUUCUGGAAUGCAGUUUACCGUUGGACCUGGAGGUAGCCCUGGUUUUGCUCUUGUGAACAUCCGAGGAGGAUUGGGCGGUAUUCCGACCGUCCUUCGAGGAAAUGUUACUCAGAGUUUUACUGGGAGCCAAGUUGUGCGGUUCCUUCAACAGUCUGGACUCCUCUUGCAACAACAGCCUAUGGCGGGAGGACAAGCCGGCCAGGGUGGAAUAUCCACUGUGAAUACAACUCUCCCACUUACUGUACGACUUCCAGUGUCUGCUGUUCAAACCGUACAGUCUUCGGGACAACAAGGCAGUGGUACUGCUGGCCAAGUAGUAACAAUGACAAGUUCAUCAGCUGCCGUAUGCAGCACUGCUUCCGCAAUAGUGGCCGCAAAUAACACGGUUCGUUUAGCUGCAAGAUCUGGAGUAACCGGAGUCACACAAUUUCAGCUCGUGUCAAGAUCGCCCAAUACAAUUGUGAGUACUGGAAGUGGGGGGACGGUGACAAGUACGAGCACCGCGGUCGCUAGAACACCGAUCCCCGCUGUGGGAAUUAGUAUGGCUGGGAAUCGUGUUGUGAAACCUGGCACAGUAACCACGGCCAGUGGGAUUAGAGCAGCUACUAUGACGGCAUCACAAUUGAGGUCGGCAUUAGCUGGGGGUACACAUGCUGUUAUUCGGGCUCAGGGAAAUAUUGGAAAUAUUACCACUCUUAGGACCGCAACAGGACAAAAUAUUGCUGGAAAUGUAAGAGUAAGUAUUCCCACGAGUGGUGGUGGUAUGACGCGAGCUAUCCUGACACAAGGAAGUUCACCACGAACUGCGUCGGGAAUGUUGAGACCGGUCACAAUUGCAACGGCUGGAAUGAGACCCCUUAACGCCACUGUCAGAGCAACCGUAUCAGGAGGACAGGUGUGGCAAACCCAAACCGUGAGUGGAGGCACGACCGGUACUCGACUUGUAACAGUUCCGGUUACCGGGGUAAGACCCACAGCGUCGUCCAUGGUUGCCAACAACCCCGGGGUUAGAAUUGCUCGUAGACCUCUUCCACCUGGGACAACAACGACCACCGUCCUAAUGCCCGUGGCUCGAAUGCAGCAACAACAACAACAUAUUCUGAACCCGUCUCCAGCCAACGUUAAUGUGACCAAUAACACUCAGUUACAACAACCACAAACUCAACAAAUAGUUGUGACCAGUAGUGUAGUAGAUUCUGUGACUUCCACUCCGUUGACUGCGUCAGGUGGUGGGUCAGAUGUCAAUGUGAUUGCGAGUAAUUCCGCAAACUUUGGCAGUAACGAAUCUCAAACUCCUUCUUCAGGAGGACAGUAAUACUAUUUUACAGUCGCAGUAUUCUUUAACUGACUACAAAUAGUUUGAUGUUCAUAAUUGUGAUAUUUAAUCAUAUCAAAUAUUCAAAAUAAUAUCGUUGCUUAAUUUAUAAAAAUUUCAUUCUUUUAUUAAUAUAUCAUGCCCAAGCUAAAUUCGACAGUUUAUCAUCCUCUCUAUUUUUAACCUAGUUGUUUAUUAUUAUUGUAAAAAUUCUUGUUUUAUUUACAAAUAUAUUAUGAUGUGGGCUUAAAGCAAACGUAUGUAUAGCUGAAGGGAAAACAAAUAAAAGCACAAACUGAAAUACAUGAAAUGCAUUUCAGUAUAAAAUGCA